This is a messenger RNA of Pseudovirgaria hyperparasitica, 1276 nucleotides long. RefSeq lists its product as uncharacterized. Gene Ontology annotation, molecular function: RNA binding. The transcript has 3 exons. Lineage: Eukaryota; Fungi; Ascomycota; Dothideomycetes; Acrospermales; Acrospermaceae. The record is from RefSeq and is a predicted model, not a curated record. Gene Ontology annotation, cellular component: cytosol. Bases 273 to 1022 code for a protein of 249 amino acids.
CUACUAGCGAGGGGCAUUUUGUCACAGGUCACAACAGACACUGCUCUCUACCACCCUUCCCCUCUUCACAUUCCUGUCUUCGAACUUGGCAUUGCCCUUCUUGAGCUUCGUAAAUUAACGGUAUCCUUGACUGAUACGCUAGAAAGACAUCGUGCAGAGCACCCUACUGUCCGCACACCUUCUGAUACCAGAUACCCUGCUCACUUGGUCGUACAUCAUCACACCCUGAUACCUCACAACAUCCUAGACGUACAAUCUACAACGAAACCAGAAUGUCCGCCGCACAAGCAAGAGCCCGCGCAGGGAAAUACACAAAGCCCAAGAGAGGAGGCGGAAAGAAGUUUAGCCGUGAUCUACAGCCACUCAAUGCCGAUGGAGAGGUUGUAGGCAUGUGGGGUGUCCGCGACAAGCCCGAAGAGGAUGACUCCUCUGAAGAAGAAGAAACCUCCUCAGAGGACGACGGCCCCUCAGGCCCCUCGACGGCCCCCCCAAUCGCCGAGAUGACACGUGAAGAACGCAAAGCCGCUGCAAAGGCUCGCAAAGAAGCCGCAAUCCGUCGCCAAAACGCAAAGCCGGCCGCCCCAGGCGACAUGCCAACGGAUAGCGAAGAGUCCUCCGAAGAGGAAGACGACGACAUGCCUGCAAACCCAAACCAUACUGCCAAGGCACGCAGUCAGGCUGCCGCGCCCAAGACUAUCGACGAGGAGGAAGAUGCAGACAAAGGCAAGGGGGGUGGCAAGAAGCCGGUCGGUGAGCUGAGCAGGAAGGAGCGUGAAGCUAUGGAAGCGGCAAGGAAGAAAGCGGCGUAUGAGAAGGCCCAUCGUGAACUGAAGACAGAUGAGGCGCAGGCCGAUAUGGCGAGGCUGAAGGAGAUUCGCGAGAAGCGUGAGGAGGCUGCCGCAAGGAAAAAAGCUGAGGCGGAAGAGAAGGCGGAGGCGGACAAAGCCAAGAAGGAGCAGCUUGCGAGAAUGGCGAGAGAUGCAGAGAAGAAGAAUGCGAAGCGUGGUGGAAAGAAGAAAUAGAAUUCAUUACUCUCCUCAUGACUGAGAAGAUCAUGCCAUCACAUUACUCUCAGCACCAGUAGUUAUCACGGCAUAUGUCGCGUUUGGUUCGAUACAGCAUAGACACGGAAAGCAUUGACGAAUGGAUUGUUUCAAAUGAUCGGAGACCACUCCCAUUGACUAAGCUAUCUCGUCGGUUCCUGCAGGUAGAUAUAGUACUGUCCUGCGCCGUGCUCAUUCCCAGUCAUCAAUAUAAUACAAAUGUGAUGAUAAUG